AUCUAUCUGAUAAGCCUACACCUUCAUUAACAUUCACAUAUCUUUCCCACUAAAAAAAAUAUUUAACUAUCUAAAAAGUACAUCUCAUUGUUUCCACAUACCCCCCAAAAAAGAAAUAUUCCUCUGUGAUCAGCAAAUCUCAUCAAUACUUGCAUACCUUUAACUAAAAAAAAAAAUUAUAUAUAUAUAUAUAUAUAUAUAUAUAUAUAUAUAUAUAUAUAUAUAUAUAUAUAUAUAUAUAUAUAUAUAUAUAUAUAUAUAUAUAUAUAUAUAUAUAUAUAUAUAUAUAUAUAUAUAUAUAUAUAUAUAUAUAUAUAUAUAUAUAUAUAUAUAUAUAUAUGUCUAGUAAGUAAAACAUCAUCAUUGUUUGCAUAUCUUCCCCUUCAAAGAAAUAAUCAUCUGUAAUCUGCAAAUCUCAUCUACACGUGCACAUCUUCGCCUCCACAUCACACAGCAAAUACUGACUUGCAAAGGUUUACUCACAGUUGACCUAAGCAUUGACAAGUUCUGUGUACAUGGCAAUACUGGAAAGCUAAAUGAAUACAUACUUUUACUGUUAUGACCAUUACUUUUAGUUAAUUAUAAUAUUCUGGCGAGUCAAUUAACCUUCCGCAGACUAGAGGCAGUAGGCACCUUGAACUCAGCUGGGAACACACACACACACACACACACACACACACACACACACAAAUGGAGUUUUUUUUUUCCCCUUUUCCUUUUCUUUUUGAGCCCAUACUAAUGAACACUAGUAAUGAAUACAGUUGGUUAUUAUCUUCCUAUUCACAGCCAUGACAAGUUUACCAUCUACCUCAAAAAAUAAUAUGGAUUUCCGUAUUACAAACAUUCACAUUCGCAUGAAAAAAAAAAAAAAAAGUGUUUGAGGAAGUAACACACACACACACACACACACACACACACACACACGUCAUCUCUCCCAUUGAACCAAAGCCAUAGGAAUAAAUUUUUUUUUUUUUUUUCCGGGUAUAGUUUGCGGUUCUAUUAACUAAUUGCUGUCUGUGGGGAGUUAGUGGACUCCUAUUGUUAAACCUGCCAUUGUCUUCCUAUUUUUUUUCAUACUGUUUAGUUCUUUCGUAUUGUUUUCCAUGCCACAUACCAAUACUAUAAAGUUUAUUCCAAUGGGGAGUUUUAUAUGUAUAAAUAAAUGUAUCAAGUUGCCUGGUUGGUUUCAACUUUCAGCGUGCCAUCCUGCGUUAGGGAGUGGGAGCGGUGAAGAGCUGGGAAAGCUGUACAGUGAAUGACAUGCGAUCCAGGGAAAGUUAGAAGGGAUGCGGGGAUAAGGGUGUGGGGAGAGGAUGAACCAGAAAAUGUGUCAGGUAAAUAGGAGGGAGUGAGGCGCAACACAUCGCCGACAAAGGGCAACAUUACGCAGCUGGCAAAACUUUAUUGCCAGAAUGCAUGUCGCGCCAGCCUAGGCGCCCAGUGUGAACUUCCUGAGCACUGAGCAAUGCGGAAGUCUUCACUGGACGCUUGAACGUCAGCAGAGGCACGAUAUUCUUCUUAAACUAUGAGUACUGCAAGGCCCAGCACUCGCUGUGUCGGCGGAAAUGUUAUGAUGUUCCGGCGGGGCUCGGCAAUGCUUAGGAGACGCUAACCAUGCAUGGAUAACUUAUAUACUGUUUCAUCCUGUAAGCCAUCCAGUCUUUCAUGGAGAAUUUCAGACACGCGGCUAGUCACCUUCAAUGAUUUAACACUGUUGGCCAGGAGGCAGUGCGUCCAUGGCAUGUGCUGGGACAUGACGGUGGAGUGCGUUCUUAAUUUUUGAAGGGGCGUGUGCAGCGCGCCUCACGUCUUGUGCUUCAUUGAUUCAUGGCGUCUCAGUUGCUAGGCAACCCGGGGACGCUGGGCUCCUAUAUGAAUGCCAGGUCUCAUUUGCUUGAUUAUUAUAACCAGCCACGUAGGACUUGAACUGGACAGGCGACAUUAGUGCCACGCGAGGGUCUGGAUAACAGUCAAGCGGCAAAUUUAGCAUUUCCAACCUGUCCUGGGGAGGCGGCCACACUGCCCGCCUGCAGUCGGGAGGAGGUCACCGCUGGAGGCAGACGCUGGUGCUGGUCUUGGCGAGGUGCGACCCCGACCCUCCUGCUGGCACUCAGCGGGAGGACGUGGCUCGCUGCUGUGAGGACGACACCGACCACUGGCGAGGGCCCGCACGCACCCACUCCCCGCACCUUGGGCCACGGCGGCCCGCGCGGCGGCGGCGGCAGCGGCGACAGUGAGCGACUAGCGGUCCGAAAGAAGGCAGUGCCAAGUGUGAGUCGGAGAUGAAGACUCAGAACAAAGUUGAAAUGUAAGUGAUCGAUCCAAGUGGUGAUUCAAACGACUGCACCGCAAUGUUCAUGAUGGAUGACUGCCGCACGCCCGCAGGGCACCGCCCCACGCCAUGGGCGCGCCCUCACACUUGAAGUUAGCGCGACUUAACCCGUGGCUAAGACUCCUGCAGCGGCGAGGGCACUUGCAGCUACGCCCUGAUGUGGUGCUAUUGAUCACGGUGGCCUGCGAGGCAUUAGCACGAGAUGUCCGAGUGACCGAGCGCCGCCGCGUGCCCGCCGCCCGCCUCCCGGUGUCACCUCCAGCAGCGGGUGUGGGUCCUCCCCGGGUUGGCGCCGCAAGGCUUCUCGUGCCCACACGCGUGUCAGGGCGACGUGUUGACCACCACAGUAAACAAUGUCCCUGAGUGCCAAUCUCGCCAGAACGUACCCCGCGUUCUACGAUCACUUUGUAGAACUUUAGGAAUGUGACGCCCGCCACUCGCGCCUGACCAGACGCGCCGAACAAAGGAACACACCACCACGCCACCACGCUCACCAAGCAGGAAGGAAGGAAGGAAGGAAGGAAGGAAGGAGCGACCACCGUGCAUAAACAUCAAGUUCGCGUCAUAACAUUUGGCGGGUGUGCUGAGGCGGCCGUGACUACUCAAGGUGUUCACGGAAACUGUCCGCGACUCAACAGGAACAGGUCGAUAGGGAUCAGCGACGCUCAUUAGCUCAUCACCACCCUGACGGCUCCUGCGGGGGUGGGGACAGGAGGGACGGGGACGCUGGGCCGUGACUCGCCGCGGUGUGAAUGAGCUGAGGAGGACAUGGGGCAGGCAGGGGGAGGCGGGGCAACUUUCCAGCUCUCCCCAGCCCUUGCCCCGUCCCGUCCCGCCCCGCCCCGCCCUCUACGACUGUGACAAGGCGGCUCCCCACCCCCGCCUCCUCCUCAAUGCUCCAGCAGCCCAAACAGAGGCAAAGUCAGUCUGCCGCCAAGACCAGGAAAUGUGAGAACGGCAAGACACUUUCCCUGAACGUAAAUGGGGGUCGGGUUUUCAAGACUUCAGACCGCCCCAGAACCCGCCCCGCCGCCCAUCUCUAUGGGCCGCAUCGCACCCGUACCGCCACUACCACCACUGCCUCCGCCACCCACCCGACCCAUGGCUACCGCGCGGGGCACCAGCAGGCCCCGCCCGUGCCACGCCAGGACCUGCAGAUGACCCCACUCACGGUCCCCCUCCUGCCCCAUGUGCCUCCACGCCCCAUCCUCACCCAGCGUACGCCGCCCCCACUCAGGUCCUCCCGUGUUUACUCCGGGCGGCGGGCCUCUCCCAGCCGCCCUAGCGCCCCGCCCCCUGGCCAGGCGCAGCUCACGGCCCAGAUCCAACUGCUGCGGCCCAACAACACUCCCGUAUCCGUGGAGAAGGUGGACCUCGACAGACGCGGCCUCACUUCCUGGCCAGCGUUGGGUGCCGGAGAGGAACCCGUGCGUCUUCUGUCCCUACAACACAACCUCCUGACACGAGUGGACCCGCCCUCCCCCUCGCCCUCCCUCGUCCUUCUCGACCUGUACCAUAACCAUCUCAACAACUUGCACGGCCUGCACGCCUUCCCCAACCUCCGCGUCCUCAUGCUGGCUAAAAACAGACUGUCGCGACUGGACGGGCUGGAGCACCUCACCAAACUGGAGGUGCUGGAUCUACACGGCAACCAACUCCACCACCUCCAGGGACUCGCCCACCUCAAGGAGCUACGUCUGCUGAAUCUCGCGGGCAACAUGCUGCGCCACGUGACGGGGCUGCGGGGCCUCGACUGCCUGGUGGAGCUCAACCUUCGCCGCAACCUGAUCCGCACCGUGGCCGACCUGCACUACCUGCCACGCCUCGAGAAGGUCUUCAUGGGCUACAACGAGAUCUACAGAUAUGAAGACCUCGCCUGCCUCCAGAAUUGCCUCAAGCUGCGAGAACUGUCCCUGGAGGAGAACCCCAUCAGCAGGCAGCCUCACUACUUCCACCACACCGUCGCCAGGUUCUACAGACUCAAGAGGCUGGACGAUCAGGAGUUGACUAUGGAGACGAGGCGACAGUCAGAGAAGGUGCUGCAGAAGGCGAAGGAGAAGGAGCGCCUGCAAGCGACCCGCAUCAGUGAUGAGGAGAAGAGGAACUCAGCCAUCACCAAUGCCAUGAAGAACUGGCAGGUGCUCAAGAGGCAGCACCGCAAGCUUGUCCGUAAACCCAGCGAGAGUUCCACCAGCACCAGCGACCAACCUCCCUCCAAGGACAGUGAUGGCACCACCUCCAGUGGCUUCUGUGGAGAUACAGUGUCUGAUGUUGGUGAGGAAGAAGAGGCAGAGGAGGAGGGGAAGGAGGGGAAGGAAGGGAAGGAGGGGAAGGAGGGAUGCACCAAAAAGAAGGAAGGGGAGGAGGAGGCCAAGGCAGGCGGCACCAAAGAGGUAGGUGGUGAAGAGAAGAGCCAGUCAGAGGCCACGGAGGAGCAGCAGCAGGAGGACGACCGUGCCUCGCUGGCCUCCUCUGCCACCUCCAGCGGCAUCUCUGAUGUGAGUCUGGUGCACCGAGCUACCAAGCAGCGGCUCACCGAGGUGCCAGCACAGCCUGCUGCCUCUCAGGCCGACACGAGCAAGGAGACGCAGGCAGCCCCAGAGAGUGUAAAGAAAGUUUCUAAGAAAUCUACUGCCAAGUGUGCUGACAAGGCUAACCUGCCAAGAAGCAAGUCCUACACGGACAUGAGGAUUUUAAGGAAGAAGCCUUCCUUUGAGGAGGAGAAUGCAGUCAAGGUUAAGUUAGCAAGGACUCCUGAGAUACAGCGGGGAGGGUGUGAGGCAUGGGGUGGGGCGGGGCGGGGUGGGGAGAGGAUAAGUUUGGAGGCAGCACCUCGCAAUGUGCUGCCAGUGCAGAGCCUGCCAGUGGGGCGGCGUGGCGGCCGGCUGGGCAGCCCACGGACGGCUGAGAAGACAGUUCCUCGCAUCAUAGCCAAUGAGAGUGGCAAGCGAGGCAGCCCCAAAAACUUUGAAGUGCUGAAGAAAAGUGACGGGACGCGAGGUGCGGGUCACCUGCCCGACAAGGUGGUUAGUGCAGCCAUCACCAGGGUCAGGUCUAAUCUCAGUCUUCCGGUCCAGAGUCCAGAGGUGCCCGUGUCUCCCAGGAAUGCUGUGUCAGAGCCGUCUGAGAUCGACUCCAGUUCGGAUGCUGAGUCUGCUGCCACUGCCACCACUACCAACACUGCUGCCACACACACCAGCUCGGGGGAGCCCACAGCCAACCCUGCAGCCCCACGGGGACCACACAGUCUGGCCGACCUGCGGGUGCCGCUGGCCCGGCCCAAGGAGCAGGAGCGGCCCGCUGCUGAGAAGGUUGACAAGCCUGUUUCCACGGUGGGCCAGAGCAGCACAGGGAUCCUACGUGAGCAGGGACCCAACUUCCUGGCGGAGCUUGAGGGUGAGCGGCUGAGUCUGUAUGGCCAGGGUGCCCUGCGCUGCACUGACCUGGCCUGGGAGAAAUCCAUGGCGGCUGCGGCAACCACUGCACGAUUCCAAUACAUCAACUAUGACGACAUUGUUGACAUCUUCCCAAAACUACGGGUAAAGUUUCCUCGCCUGGAGAACUUCAUCUUCGUGGAGACCCACCUGGCCAAGUGCAGCCAGCUCAAUGCCCUUGCCGAGCUGCACCAGGUCACCUCCCUGGAAGUGGGCAAGGAGGGCAACCCACUCACACAGAUCCCCUACUGGCGGCUCUAUGCAGUGUUCCGGCUCUCCCACUGGGGCCUCAGGCUCAUCGACGGCACAGAGGUGAGUGAGGAGGAGCGCACAGAGGCUGCUGUCAUGUUCAGCCACCUGAGCCAGCUGGCCUUCACCUGCCUGCCCAGAGACCAGCUGGCUGCCUUUCUCUCCUCCCACCACCACCACCACCCGCACCACCAGAACCACCCAGCAGAUGACCCUGCCACCCCACCGCCAGGUGGUGGUGGGGCACAGGAUGCAGGAGGAGGCACAGCAGGCCGGGAGGAGGAUGAGGGUCCACGUCUGAACCUCCCACACCUUCAGGAUCUCAUAGGGAAGGAGGCGUUGCAGUACCGACCAGCUGCCCGCCUCACCCAGGAGGACAACACAACAUUACUGAGUGCUGGGAGACAAGCAAGGCAACUAGCUGUGUGGACCUUUGAUUCCCUGCACCGCCUCCACACCCAUCACUCCACCUGGCCCUCGGUUCUUCAUGACCUGGUACGUGAUGCAGUGACUGACCUUGCCAAGCCCACAUAUGGCAAGCAGUGCCUUGAAGACGUGAAGCGAUCCCUGGGUUGGAAGAAAUGAUGUGGAAUGACAUGGUGUUCUUGACUCGAUACCGCCAACUUGGUUCUCUUUAUGAUGCUGGGAAGGAACUGUGCUGCUAUGUGAAAGUUCAUUGCUUUUUUUACCAGUGUUUGCAAGGAGAGUUGUCUUAUUUGGUGAAGAAAUUAUGUCAUGAUGUGAAAUUGUUGAUGACCACCAACUUGGUUCACUUUAUGAUGCUGGGAAGAAACUGUACUGUUGUGUGAGUUCAAUAAUUUUUUGCAGGGAUGGUUGUCUUAUCUGGGAGUGGGAUGGAUGGGUUAUUGCUGUGUGUUUAGGAGAGACUGGAAGUGUGUGUUUGCAAGGGAGGCCAUCUUACCUGGGAGUGGAAUGGAUGGGUCAUUACUGAGAGUUUAAGAGUGAGCUGAGAUAUGAAUGUUUGCGAGGGAGGUUGUUUUUAUCUAGCAGCAUGACUCUUGGGUUAUUGCUGUGUGAGUUUAGGAGUGCGUGAAGAUGUCAGUGUUUCCAGGGAAGGUGUCUUAUCUGGCAGUGUGACUCUUGGGUUAUUACUGUGAAUGUAGGAGUGACUGGAGGUGUGAGUAUCAUGUUACAAGUGUUAAUAAUGGAUGAUUUAUAACUACACUUGCAUGCCUUCCUCUAAUAGUGCUGAGUGUACUCUCUCUCUCCUCUCCAACCCUCCAAUGCCCCGUGAGAGGAGAGAUGGGUAUGACGAGUAAUGGGAUGAGUGAUGGGGAAUGGCAUGACUGAGAUGUGGAUUGAUGAGAAACUAUGAAUGAGUGAUGUCAAGGUAAGUUACAUGGAUCAACAAUGAACAAUGGAUAAGCAAAAUCUGUAUGAAACGGAAGGCCUAAUUAUCUGAAAGGAAUAAAACAAACAAUGGAUAAACAAAAUCUAUAAGAAACAUGAGACUUAAUGAUCUUAAAGGAAUACAUACACUCUGGAACACAUGUAUACAAAGAAAGAAAUGUUAGUUUUUUGUUUGAUCAUCCAAAGAUGACAGUGGGAAUUAGUCUUUGUUUCAUCACUCAAAGUGAUCAGCCAGAAAGUCACCAGCAGUCCUUGAAAAGUAACCAUUCACAGGGUUGGCUACAUGCUGGGUGACUGACUGACUUGGGCAGAAUUCCACGAAAAUAAGUUAACAAUGUACAGAGUAAUAUGGCAAAAUAAUGUUUGUCAUGAAAUGAGAUGAACACAAACCAUGGUUAAUGAUUGCAUGAGAACAGCUAAAAUAUAAUCAUGAGUUGGUUACUAAAAUAAAAAGGAAAUAUGAGUUUGAAUGUCUCUCUUGUUUUAGUGUGAAAAGUGAACGAGAAUCUGAUGCAUUUGUGUGAGUAAUGAAUGAAAGUGUGAUGCAUGUCCAACUUGCAGCAUCUGGUGGCUCAAACCUGCAGACAUCUUGUAAGACUGGACAGACAUGUUAGUUACUUCCCAAUAAAAGUUUCAUGAAGUUUUGG
Molecule: messenger RNA, 8033 nt
Organism: Scylla paramamosain (green mud crab)
Lineage: Eukaryota; Metazoa; Arthropoda; Malacostraca; Decapoda; Portunidae
Product: leucine-rich repeat-containing protein 49-like
Exons: 13
Coding region: 3226-6600 (1124 amino acids)
Molecular function (GO): protein binding
Source: RefSeq, a predicted model, not a curated record